GGAAAAAUAUGACAAACGGUAAACUAUAAAUAAAGACUCCAAGUUGACUCUCUCUCACAAGUCAAGACCAGAAAGCAAAAAUGAGUACCAGUUCGAGGUUUCUGUUCAGCAACGGCGUCGUAUUGCACUCCUCCGACGUUCCUCCCAUAACAACUUUCCUCGAAUCACAUCCAGGCGCUUACACUACCACUCGAACUCACAACAAUGCCUCGUGCCUUUUGUUCUGGGAAAGGCACGUGAAAAGGCUAGCUGAGUCGAUAAGAAUUCUAUCGAAUUCGACUCCACAGCUUUUGUUCAAACAAAACAAUAGUAGUAUGAUUAUGCAUUCACUGCCGCAAUUUACAAUGGGUCCAUUUCGGGCGCUUGUUAACGAUUCGAUGAGUAAAAUGUUGCCAAUUGCGAUGAAGGAGAGGAGGAGUGAUGGGGAGGAAUUGUCGGUUACCACGCUUGUUAGUGGGAAUAUUGAGAGAUUGAGUGGAAUAGGGAAUGUGGAUGAUGAUGAUGAUGGAAGAGUGUGUCAAGCUCUUGAUGUGUAUGUUUAUGUUGGGAGUUAUGUGGUUCCUGCAUUUGGGGUUCGAGGAAAUGGUGCUCGUUUGGCCGUGGUGGGUCGCGGGAGGGAUGUGGCGAAUGCUAAGUACUCGGAUUGGGUGAGGCUUAGGAAGCCUCUUGAAAAGUUGAGGCCUUUUGCAGUGACUGAGCUCUUGUUGUCAAAUGAUGGUGAUCAGAUACUUGAAGGAUGUGUUACAAACUUUUUCGUUGUUUGUCGAAAGGAUAUUGAUGAAGCUAAAAGAGACUACUUGAAUGACCGCAAUGAUACAUGUGCUUUUGAAGUACAAACGGCUCCUAUUGGUGAUGGUGUCCUUCCUGGAAUUAUUCGCCAAAUAGUUAUUGAAGUAUGCUUGAGCAAGGGAAUCUCAUUUCGGGAAGUUGCACCUUCUUGGUCAAAGCAUGAAACUUGGGAAGAAGCAUUCAUCACAAAUAGCUUGAGACAUUUGCAACAUGUGGAGACAAUAUUAGUUCCAAGUUCUUGGGAAUCAAUUAUUUCAAAAACUCGGGUGGAGAUAUCAUGGGAAGAGAAGCAAUUCAAGCAGGAUGGUCCCGGGAUGAUCACCUCAUUAAUUCAGAAAGAGAUCAUGGAGAGAGCAAUUCUAGAAGGUUUUCCGUUAUGUGAUGCUGUAUGAAAGUUGGAGCCUUAUCGUUUACCUUUUGAUAUUCUCAAGCACACAUUGGACCACCUUGCUAGGAAGGACUGACUUAAUUGCCACUGUCUACACUUUGAUAUUCUCAAGCACACAUUGGACCACAUUGCUAGGAAGGAGUGAGUCACUUGAUUGCCAGUCUACACCAAUAUGUAAAUUUCAAGUCUAUAAAGGGUCUAGUGUUCUUUUCAGCUUCAACCGCACUAAACAUGUGAGAGUCCUCCCUCUUUGUGUGUGCGCUGGGACUGGUUGUGAUGGACCGGGGAUUUUUACAUUUGCCAUUAGUUGUCCAUGGUUAAUAUUUGAACGUUUGGUGAGAGUACUUUGAUGUAUGUUAUAAAUUUUCUCUGUAUACUUCCAACAUGAUAAUGAAA
Messenger RNA from Quercus lobata, 1573 nucleotides. Its product is annotated as D-aminoacid aminotransferase-like PLP-dependent enzymes superfamily protein. The transcript is spliced from 8 exons. Lineage: Eukaryota; Viridiplantae; Streptophyta; Magnoliopsida; Fagales; Fagaceae. Gene Ontology annotation, molecular function: catalytic activity. The record is from RefSeq and is a predicted model, not a curated record. The coding region runs from base 81 to 1181 and encodes 366 amino acids.